Mercurialis annua (annual mercury) is the source of this 1894-nucleotide messenger RNA. RefSeq names its product transcription factor MYB1. Gene Ontology annotation, cellular component: nucleus. The record is from RefSeq and is a predicted model, not a curated record. Lineage: Eukaryota; Viridiplantae; Streptophyta; Magnoliopsida; Malpighiales; Euphorbiaceae. The transcript is spliced from 2 exons. Bases 45 to 1226 code for a protein of 393 amino acids. Gene Ontology annotation, biological process: regulation of DNA-templated transcription. Gene Ontology annotation, molecular function: RNA polymerase II cis-regulatory region sequence-specific DNA binding; DNA-binding transcription factor activity, RNA polymerase II-specific.
UACCACUAUUUGACUCGUGCACUUAACUAAACACAUAUUUUGACAUGAAGACAGUUAUCGACAUCGACGGCGCCAAUUCGGGACGAGGCGGCAGCGGUGGUGGCGGAGAAGAUGGCAGCGCCGCCAGUGGAGACGACAUAUUAUUGGCAGUAGGAGACAAUCAAGCGUGCAGUAAAGACCGAGUUAAAGGACCAUGGUCACCUGAAGAGGACGCGAUUCUUGGCCGAUUAGUUAGUAAAUUUGGCGCGAGGAAUUGGACUUUAAUCGCUCGUGGCAUUUCCGGCCGAUCUGGAAAGUCUUGCCGGUUGCGGUGGUGUAAUCAGCUUGAUCCAGCUGUUAAACGCAAGCCUUUUACUGAUGAGGAGGAUCGCAUCAUAGCUGCAGCUCAUGCAAUCCAUGGAAACAAAUGGGCGGUUAUUGCAAGACUUCUUCCGGGGAGAACAGAUAAUUCAAUUAAGAACCAUUGGAACUCCUCUCUAAGACGCAAGGGUACAGAGCGUCACAGGAAGAGGUUUUCUUCUAUAAAAAUGGACCAAGUUGCUUGCGUGGACAAAGCGGAAGCAUCAUCUGAAGAAACUCUUUCUUGUGGGGACGCCAGUUCUUCCAAAUCAUUGGAAGGAAAAGAAGUAAGCUCUCUGGAUAACGUAGAUGAUCGGUGUGAAGAAAUGGCAGCGUCACAGAUUCAAUCAAUUAAUGAAGCAAAAGAAGUGCCUACUCUUUUUCGUCCUCUGGCACGUGUCAGUGCAUUCAAUGUCUAUAAUUCUAUGGAUGGCUCAGAAGUUGCUUCACCAUGUUUAAGGCCAGUUCCAGUCAAUGAACCCGUAUUUCAAGCUUCAACACCAUAUGAUGGGAUCUAUAAAUUUCAUGAUUGGGUUUACAACGAGCAGCUGGUUCCUCACCAUUGUGGCCAUGGCUGUUGUGAGGCACAAAAAGGCAGUGAUCGUCACAAUACUCUGUUAGGCGCAGAAUUUGUGGAUUUCUUAGAAUCCCCAUCUUUUUCAAGCUACGAGUUAGCUGCAAUAGCCACAGAUAUUAGUAACCUUGCUUGGCUUAAGAGUGGAUUGGAGAAUAACAAUGUCAGAGUCAUGGGUGAAACAGUUAGCAGGAUAACUCCUCAUGGAUCUCAAGUGCGCGUGAGACGUCUUGAAGAAAGCAGAAGAAGUAGUGAUUUCCCUUUUGAUGAAGAGAAGAGCAGGUUAAGGGGUGUAGUAACCGAUAUGCCAUGAGCAUAAAUCAGUUUCCGUUUUUGUAUGCCAUGCUAACAUUAGGGUUUUGGAUUGACAUGAGCAAUUGCAUCUUCGUGUAUAACAGGGUGUUGCAAGCGGAUAGAACAUGAUUCAGAAAAAGAUUCGGAAUUCAACUCGGCAUUGUGUGAUUGAGUGACUUACAAUUUCUUCAAAAGCUUGCCAUGGAUAAUAACAUAACCAGAAAGAAGAAAAGAAAAGGUGCAACAGGUAGGGGUGGUAGGGGUGUGCAAUCAGUUGUUCAAACUGAACCGAAAUUUGAAAUUUUUCCAAAACCAAACCGAACUGAGCUUAUAAGGAUUUAAAAUUUCAAACUGAACCGAAGAGAAAUUGUCGGUAUGGUUGAUUUUUUUGGUUUGGUUCGAUUUGUACCAAAACUUCACUGAAAGUUCUUACGUCCAAAACUGAACCAAAAUAAAAAAAAACUAAAUUUUUUCAAUAAGGUCAAGCUGAACCGUAUUAUUUGGCUAUUCGGUUUGGUUAUGUUUUUGCACACUCUAGAAACAGGUGUUGCUCCACAACAUUUUCUAGUUACCAUGGGACCCUGAAAUCAGUUCCUGCUUUCAGUGAUGUAUAGAAUAACAUUCUGAUUAUUACCAAGGCCUGAAUGCUUUUGAUUACGGAAUAACAAAGCCGUGAAUUUCUGGGAA